CGCCGCAGGCCAACGACGACCAUGAAGCUCGCCCUCCUCGCCCUCGCGGCCACGACGGCGCACGCCGCCUGCCCGAACUCCUGCUCCGGCCACGGCACGUGCGGCGCCGACGACACGUGCACGUGCUACCAGGACUGGGUCAUGGGCGACCAGGACGGCGGCGACUGCUCGGACCGCCGCUGCCCCUACCAGGUCGCCUGGUCGGCCGGCCCCGACAAGACGGGCAACAUCCACACGUACGCCGAGUGCGCCGGCGUCGGCAUCUGCGACCGCGGCUCGGGCGACUGCGAGUGCUUCGAGGGCUACACGGGCCGCGGCUGCGGCCUCCAGACCUGCCAGAACGACUGCUCGGGCCACGGCGAGUGCGUCUACGCCGAGGACGUGACCUUCGGCACCGUCUACGGCGACUACGCCGGCGUCCCCGAUGCCAACGGCGACAUAGUUGCCAGCGGCGUCGGCGUCGGCGCCUCCAAGGUCCCCCAGAAGCCCAACUGGGACUCGGGCAAGGUGCGCAUGUGCGUCUGCGAGCCGGGCUACACGGACAUCGACUGCUCGCGCCGCAUGUGCCCCAAGGGCAACGACGUCAUGGACGAGCGUUUGGACCUGACCACGUCGCUCAAGUACCAGACGCAGACCGUGACGCUCAUCGGCGCCGGCGCCCUCGGCGACGGCAAGGUGUCCGUGUCCGGCUGCGGCGACACCACAGACGCCGCCGCCACCGACGCGUGCUUCGGCGACCUCGUCGGCAAGUCGUUCGCCCUCACCUUCACGUCGAAGCUCAACCAGUCCUACACGACGAAGCCCAUCAUCGUCGCGGGUAUCACGGCCAACACGGACGUGGCCGGCGCCCAGGUUGCGACGCAAGAUGCCGUGCAGGCUGCUCUGCACGAGCUCCCCAACUACGUCGUCGACGGCUGCACCGUGACCUGCACGUACGCGUACAAAAUUGGCGUCAGCGCGCUCUACCCGUCCGUGUCGUGCGACAUCGGGUUCAACGGCGGGUCCGUCGCGGGCCCCCAGUACCUCCUGGAGGUCGAGGCCGACAAGUGCGACUCCGGCUGCACGCCCCAGCUGUCGAGCCCGGUCCAGCUCAAGUCCGCCUUGGUGGCCUCGACGGCUCCGGGUUUCGUCAAAGCCUCGGUCGCGACGACGAUUUCUCACGCCACGCCUGGCAGCACGUAUGCUGAUACUAUCGUGAGUAUUGAUGUGGCUGAUGGUACUGGUAUUGCUGAUGACGAUCACAUCCUGAUCGGCAGCGAGAUUUUGAAAGUGACUGACGCCUCCGGUGCCCCCACUCUGGCAGUUGAUCGCGCCCAACAAAGCACGACCGCCCCAGCAACAAUGGCCGAUGGAUCGGAGGUAUUCCUCCUGGCCACCGACUCGGCCGGCGCCCUUGUACCAGACGCGUCCUCGGACAUCCUCUCGAGCGUCUCGGAGUCGACCAAGGCCGACUACAACUCGUUCGAGUGCGGCCGCCGCGGCAAGUGCGACUACUCGUCCGGCGAGUGCGAGUGCUUCGAGGGCUACAUGGGCGACCGCUGCCAGACGCAGACGGCGCUCAUCUGA
Pelagomonas calceolata is the source of this 1566-nucleotide messenger RNA. The record is from the annotation of a GenBank genome assembly. Lineage: Eukaryota; Pelagophyceae; Pelagomonadales; Pelagomonadaceae.